Myxocyprinus asiaticus (Chinese sucker) is the source of this 540-nucleotide messenger RNA. RefSeq lists its product as uncharacterized. NCBI's taxonomy places the organism in Eukaryota, Metazoa, Chordata, Actinopteri, Cypriniformes, Catostomidae. The transcript has a single exon. The coding region runs from base 1 to 540 and encodes 179 amino acids. The record is from RefSeq and is a predicted model, not a curated record.
AUGGUGUACUCCCGGAAUGAGACCGAUCAUUGUCAGCAUGUCAAGCUUGUGUUGGAGAAGUUGGGGGACUACCACCUGUACCUCAAGGUGGAGAAAUGUUCAUUUCACCAGAAAUCCCUCCAGUUCCUAGGAUAUAACAUCAGUCCAGUAAGCAUCCGGAUGGAUGAAGGGAAGGAAGAAGCUGUGCGAGCUUGGCCCACUCCAACCACCAUUAAAGAACUCCAACGCUUCUUGGGUUUCACCAACUUCUACCGUCAGUUUAUCAGGAACUACAGCUCCCUCACUGCACCGUUAACCUCACUUCUCAAGUCCAAGCCUAAGUCUCUAUCCUGGGCCCCUGAGUCUUCCUACGCCUUUCAACAUCCAAAGGAUGCCUUCACUGUAGCUCCACUUCUCGUCCACUCUGAUCCAAGCAGACCUUUUGUGGUCGAGGUAGAUGCCUCUAUUAACGGCAUAGGAGCAAUCCUUUCGCAGCAGCAGGGGAAACCAUCCAGACUCCAUCCAUGUGCCUACUUUUCCAAAAAGCUCUCCCCGGCAUAG